AUGAAGCAGCCGCCAAAGCGCCGCAAUAAGCUACCAACGCGUCGUGUCCGGCCAAAGUUGCACGGCUCCAUGCCUGGAAUGAUAGAAUGUGUUUUACCAUCCCGCAGGCCUCCGAACCGCAACGAGGUCCCAAGCGAGCCCGCUCUCGAUAGUUCCGUGUUCCUGGACCCAGACGACGCAGAAAACACGCGUCUUGGGCUUAGCCAAAGAUUCAACGGCGUAGCUGCGAAAAAGCCAUCGGCCCCACAAGACGUGCGCAAAGCCUUCCUCAAAAACGAAAUGGUUGGGGAAAUGCGUCUAGCUAUGUGCAUUGAGCGGUGGAACAACAAUGAGUGUAUUUGUCGAAAUCCACAGUGCAUGGAAAGAAAAGAGAGGCACCCCAGGUGUCGAAAGAGCUCGAGCGUCAGCACCGAGGGCGAUACCUGGAUUGACACAGGGUUCUCGGCGUGGUAG
Molecule: messenger RNA, 453 nt
Organism: Arthroderma uncinatum
Lineage: Eukaryota; Fungi; Ascomycota; Eurotiomycetes; Onygenales; Arthrodermataceae
Exons: 1
Coding region: 1-453 (150 amino acids)
Source: RefSeq, a predicted model, not a curated record